Eurytemora carolleeae is the source of this 1286-nucleotide messenger RNA. RefSeq names its product serine/arginine repetitive matrix protein 1. The transcript is spliced from 6 exons. Lineage: Eukaryota; Metazoa; Arthropoda; Copepoda; Calanoida; Temoridae. The record is from RefSeq and is a predicted model, not a curated record. Bases 213 to 1286 code for a protein of 357 amino acids.
UACCCGGAGUGCGGAAACAAAACAAAACCCGGAGCUAGUUUCGUCCUCAGCCACAGGGUACACUCGGAGAAAUAAUAAUAAUUUUGUCCGACUCACAGUUUUACACUUUAAAAUUAGGAGAAUUCAAAAACUAUUUUUACCCAAACUACAAAGUUCGUUUCAAAUCAUGAAAUACAAAAGUAGUUCUGUUUUAAAAAUAAUAUAAGUUAAAAAUGGGUGGCUUCAACAGUAAGAAAAACAAAGAACCAGAGGUGGAUCUAUGGGAUAGUAGGUUUAAGAAGGUGGAUAGAGAGAGGGAACGAAGAGAUAAUGACUGGGCAAAUAAUUCAACAACAUCAUAUAAUCUUUUUGAUCUCGAGGAGCAGGGUUUCCGAGCAAGUCCUGAUCCGUCUCCUCUUGACUCCCACAGGUCCUCAGACCAGGAGCUCUUUGAAUCCGUCCCUGUCAUACCGGCAUAUAAACUGCAGCAGGCCAACCCGGAGGAGAUUCCAGAAGAUUUUAUACCACAGAAGGCUGCACGAUUGCCUGUUCAGAAGAACUACUACGUUAGCCCUAAACGUGGAAAGAAGACACGGAGCAAGAAACCCCGUCCUCCUUGGGACGGAGAACUAGCGGAGCAGGAAAACAGGAAACCGGAAACAGUAAACAGUGCACCGAACAGAAAUCCGGAAGCAUCGAGUAGGAAAUUUUCGACCAGCAGUGAUAUUAGUACUGUUGUAUUACCUACUGGACGAAAAUCUCCUCCCACGUUUACAACUGUGAGUAAACCUCUCGUCUCUCCGACCAAAUCUCCACGUAAACGAGUGCCAUAUAAAUCUAAAAGUGAUCCGUCCCUAAAGAACUCUAUCAAGAAAAACUCUUCCUACCCUCCGAAGAGACAGCCAAAACCCUCUCGAACAGCCUCAUUGGACAAAGAUUCUCUAACCAAGCCUAGUUUAAACAAUAACAAUGAAGAAAAGAAGAAUUUUAGUGUUUACAACGGGGGUCGAGCUGGUACCCGGAGUAAAACGCAAGCUCCGUCCUUUACAAUAACUAAACCAGCCAACCCACCUGUGAUAGAAUCUAAACCAAGUACCGGUCCCUCUGUGUAUGUUGAGUCACCUAGAGAAGAGAUAAAGCGUCCCUCCAGUGAACCAAUAAAGGAGACAAAACGAGAAGGUUCCAAAAUAAGACAAGCAUCAAGAGAACCUUCAAGAGAACCUUCUAGAGAACGGAGAUCUCAACCAUCAAAUAAAGGUGAGUUUUUGAAAUCUUUACUCUCGUCCCCCCAUGUUUACAAUAUAUGA